Microthlaspi erraticum is the source of this 2181-nucleotide messenger RNA. NCBI's taxonomy places the organism in Eukaryota, Viridiplantae, Streptophyta, Magnoliopsida, Brassicales, Brassicaceae. The record is from the annotation of a GenBank genome assembly.
AUGGAUCAGAUUAACGGAUCAGUUCACCAAAACGGCCAAAUCGAAGCCAUGUUGUGCGGCGGAGCAGAGAAGACGACAGUGGCUGUGAAGACGGUGUUGGCCGAUCCGUUGAAUUGGGGUGCUGCGGCGGAGCAGAUGAAAGGGAGUCAUUUGGAUGAGGUGAAGAGGAUGGUCGAGGAGUACCGGAGACCGGUGGUGAAUCUCGGCGGAGAGACGCUGACGAUCGGACAAGUCGCUGCGAUCUCCACCGUCGGUGGAAGCGUUAAGGUUGAGCUAGCGGAGUCUUCGAGAGCCGGCGUGAAAGCUAGCAGCGAUUGGGUUAUGGAGAGUAUGGGGAAAGGUACUGACAGUUACGGUGUCACCACCGGCUUUGGAGCUACUUCUCACCGGCGAACCAAAAACGGAGUCGCAUUGCAAAAGGAGCUCAUUAGAUUUCUGAACGCCGGAAUAUUCGGAAGCACGAAGGAAACAUGCCACACGCUGCCGCAAUCCGCCACGAGAGCCGCCAUGCUCGUCCGAGUCAACACUCUUCUCCAAGGUUACUCCGGGAUCCGAUUCGAAAUCCUCGAAGCGAUCACCAGUCUUCUCAACAGCAACAUAUCUCCCAAUCUUCCCCUCCGUGGAACCAUAACCGCCUCCGGCGAUCUCGUUCCUCUCUCCUACAUCGCUGGUCUCCUCACCGGCCGUCCCAAUUCCAAAGCCACCGGUCCCAACGGUGAAACCCUAACCGCUGAGGAAGCCUUCGAGAAAGCCGGAAUCAGCUCCGGAUUCUUCGAUCUGCAGCCCAAGGAAGGUUUAGCGCUCGUUAACGGCACGGCGGUUGGAUCUGGAAUGGCGUCGAUGGUUCUAUUCGAAGCGAAUGUUCAAUCGGUGUUGGCGGAGGUUUUAUCAGCGAUUUUCGCGGAGGUGAUGAGCGGGAAACCUGAAUUCACCGAUCACCUGACUCACAGAUUGAAGCAUCACCCGGGGCAAAUCGAAGCGGCGGCGAUAAUGGAGCACAUCCUCGACGGAAGCUCGUACAUGAAAUUGGCUCAAAAGCUUCACGAGAUGGAUCCGUUGCAGAAGCCGAAACAGGACCGUUACGCUCUCCGUACCUCUCCUCAAUGGCUCGGCCCUCAGAUCGAAGUAAUCCGUCAGGCGACGAAAUCGAUCGAGCGUGAAAUCAACUCCGUCAACGACAAUCCGCUAAUCGACGUCUCCAGGAACAAGGCGAUUCACGGCGGUAACUUCCAGGGAACGCCAAUCGGAGUUUCUAUGGACAACACGCGUCUCGCGAUCGCAGCGAUUGGGAAGCUAAUGUUCGCUCAAUUCUCGGAGCUUGUUAACGAUUUCUACAACAAUGGACUUCCUUCGAAUCUAACAGCUUCCAACAACCCAAGCUUGGAUUACGGAUUCAAAGGAGCAGAGAUCGCCAUGGCUUCUUACUGCUCAGAGCUUCAAUACCUUGCGAAUCCAGUCACUAGCCACGUUCAAUCAGCUGAACAACACAACCAGGAUGUGAACUCUCUCGGAUUAAUCUCGUCUCGCAAAACUUCUGAAGCUGUUGACAUUCUCAAGCUAAUGUCAACGACGUUCCUCGUAGCUAUAUGCCAAGCGGUUGAUUUGAGACACUUGGAAGAGAAUCUGAGACAAACGGUGAAGAACACAGUUUCUCAGGUGGCUAAGAAAGUACUAACCACUGGAGUCAACGGUGAGCUACAUCCGUCACGCUUCUGCGAGAAGGAUUUGCUCAAGGUCGUCGAUCGUGAACAAGUGUUCACAUACGUGGACGAUCCCUGUAGCGCCACGUACCCACUGAUGCAGAAGCUGAGACAAGUCAUCGUCGAUCACGCUUUGUCCAACGGUGAGACGGAGAAGAACGCAGCUACUUCAAUCUUCCAGAAGAUCGUAGCUUUCGAGGAGGAGCUCAAGGUGGUGCUUCCAAAGGAAGUGGAUGCGGCUAGAGCGGCGUACGGUAACGGAACCGCGGCGAUUCCGAACAGGAUUAAGGAAUGCCGGUCGUAUCCGUUGUACAAAUUCGUGAGGGAGGAGCUUGGGACGAAGUUGCUGACCGGAGAAAAAGAUGUGUCCCCAGGAGAAGAGUUUGAUAAGGUUUUCACUGCAAUGUGUGAAGGCAAGAUUAUUGAUCCGUUGAUGGAUUGUCUCAAGGAAUGGAACGGAGCUCCGAUUCCGAUUUGCUAA